GCCGCGGAAAGCGGACUCUCCGAGGGUGAGGCUCUUGAAGAAGGAACUGGAAGAGAUGCCAAGAGUGCUGCUCGCAAAGAAAGAAAAGCAGCAUUGAAGGCCAUGAAAAGAGAACGACGGGCGCAAUCCCCAAAGGACAAAGCAGAUGCAAAGCGAAAGCCUUGCGACAAAUGCAAUCGCAGUGUGGACUUGCUUGUACGCUGCCGAAUAGACGUAUCACAAAAGUGGUUUAUGUUAUGUGGACGUUGCUGGCACUCCGUUUCUGGCGGUGUGCCAGAUGGUGACUCCGAGCAUCCACACUACAAAUAUGGCGGACUCUGGAAAAAUCGAGCAGCGAAGGUGACAACUCCGAGUUUUGCCGGAGCCAAGGUGAAGGCCGACCUGCAAACUCUGCAAGAUACUGAAGCCGAAUGA
Messenger RNA from Cladocopium goreaui, 414 nucleotides. NCBI's taxonomy places the organism in Eukaryota, Dinophyceae, Suessiales, Symbiodiniaceae. The record is from the annotation of a GenBank genome assembly.